This is a messenger RNA of Periconia digitata, 1560 nucleotides long. Lineage: Eukaryota; Fungi; Ascomycota; Dothideomycetes; Pleosporales; Periconiaceae. The record is from the annotation of a GenBank genome assembly.
CCACGACCUGCAAAGUUCCAUUCGCGCAAACCGCCACAGGGAGAACAAGGGUUCAGAUAUCUCUCAAUCGCGCGCUACACUUCGCCGUCACCACAGCCCUCCCCAUUCCACGCCAUGAAGCGAAAAGCUGUUUCUGAAGCCGGAGAUGCUGACAGCAACGAGUAUCUCGACAAAAAGCCCAAAAAGAGAAAGACUAGCAAGAGGAAGACCAAAAAAUUAAGUAUACCUGAGGCCUUCCCGGAUGACGAUAUUGCCAAGUCAGAUGCUCCUCCGCAGAGCGGACCUCCCAGUCCGCCUAUUCAUCAGUCCACCACGGGUGCGCAAAUGCCAGGAACUUUCCCUUUUGACGAACAAGUUAAUGGCACCGACAUCAUUGAUGAUGCACCUCUUGAAGAAGUUGCCACGGACGUUCAACAGGACCAAGCUAGGUUCUACAUAUCACUACGCUUUCUUUCGCCUCUCUCAUCUUCAGACAACAUUGCCAAUACUUGCGGUCAUGAUCUCCACCCCCUCGCAGGCCACGACCAUGAACGCUGCCCUCCUUGCCUGGUCGAUUUUGUCAUGCGUGAGUUUGACAUUUCUGCCAAACGCCUUAAACAUGGGGACUGGCAUCUUCGAGCGAUUACCGACGAAAAUGCUCAUAAUAUAGUCAAAAAAGUCAUUAGAGGCGAAGGCAAAAAGGGAAACCGGUUGUAUGUGCAAGGCUGGCGUGCUCACUACGUUAUCUUCCUCGAAAUCAUCACGCAAUGGGAAAAUCAACUAUCAAAAGAGAUGGAAUGGGCAGAAGAGCACCCAGAAGUCAUCUCGUCGAAUCCACCCUGGGCGAAUCACACUUGCGCCAAAGGUCUCGAGCGAUGGGCUUCCGUCCGCGAUAACUCCCAAUUCCAGCACGCCCAAACAUUCUCCGAACGCAACGCCUACGAGCGCGCGAAGAAUCUUGCCGCAUACAUUCAUAAUCCCACCCAUAGCUCCUUAGACGACAACUCGAGCAGCGCCAUAUAUCCUCCAAUCCGCCCAAUAUCCCGCUCGCCGUCCCGCUCGCCGUCUUCGGAGCCCCAUGACACCACUCCCUGCACUAAACGUGCUCUCCGCUCCGGAAUCCACGAGACCGGCGUCGGUUUCGCGAAUCACCUUUUCAUUCGCUCCGAAUCCGACGUCGACACCCUCCGAAUCCUACCUUCCUUCACAAAGUCCAACCCUCACAAACACGAUCCCUCUUUCAAGCCCCGAAGCAUCCUCCGUACAACCCCCCAUCCAGGCACACCAUCUGAUCCCGAGCACUGGCAUCCGGUCAGAGGAGCGUACGAGGUGGUAGAGGACACGGGAGACUUUACAUUCCCUGCAAAAAGGAAGUACACUUCUUUCAACGCAGCUGCUAAGAUGUUUUAUAACCUGCGGCUUUACGGGGAGAGAAAAGCGAGAGUGAAUACUAGUCUCUGCAGUAGUGGGUGGAGUGGCGAUGAUGCUUGGGAGGCUGCGGAGGAAUAUGUACGAUGGAUGAGCCAGGAAGCGGAGGAGUGGGAUGAGCAAGCUCAGAAGAAACAGGCGGCGCGUGUUUGA